Messenger RNA from Rhopalosiphum maidis (corn leaf aphid), 1820 nucleotides. RefSeq names its product protein lifeguard 1-like. The coding region runs from base 683 to 1636 and encodes 317 amino acids. Lineage: Eukaryota; Metazoa; Arthropoda; Insecta; Hemiptera; Aphididae. The record is from RefSeq and is a predicted model, not a curated record. Gene Ontology annotation, cellular component: membrane. The transcript has 4 exons.
AUCUUAGGCGAGUUACCACUAGGCGGCCAGGCGCUGUAGCUGUAUGGUGUGUAGUAUUCCACUAUUCAGGUUUCACGUUCAGUUGACGCCGUUGACGGUUGCUAGUUUGUUACUUGUCUUAUAAUUGAAUAUCGAAGUCCGGAAGUGAUUGUUGUCACUUAGCGCUUAUCAGUCAUCGCGGGAGAUAACGCGUUGUAAUUCACCGUACCGUAAAAUAGAUAAGUACCUAUAUACCCGUCGUAGUCGUACCACAUAAUAUUCUAGAUCUUUCUAUGGGUGUUUGUCGUUUGAGUAUUACACGAUUUGUUUGACAUCACAAACAGUGGAAUCGAUCAACAAUAAUAAUCCAUUAUUAUUUAUUCCCACGAUUACCAAGACUUGCGCACAGACGCACUGUCGCGUUGAUCCCGUCGCCCAUCCAUUGCGCACUUGGCACUUGCGCGCCGUCGUUAUCUCAUUGCGCGAAGGCGAGCAGUUGUAUUACACCACUCGUCGUUUCGUCACUACGAAUCAUCGUCAAAAGUCGUUGUUUGCCCUAACACAUACAUUGUAAACACAGUUUGUUGUGCUGAAAUAUUACUCAUUUCAAACCGGACGACCAGUUACAUAACCGUGGUUUGUAGCUUGUACGGAUUCACGUCACCAGUGGAUUAAUUGAGCCAGUGUAUAAACAACAUUUGCAAUGAGUACGUGGCAACAGACACAGACUCCAUACGGAUCAGGAGCCGCCCCACCUCCACCAGGGUUUUAUCCACAAGGUGCCCCAUAUCCAAAAGCUGAUGGUGGCUAUCCUGCUGCCGGGGGAUACCCUACUGCUGGGGGAUACCCUACUGCUGGGGGUUAUCCUGCUGGUAGUGGAUAUCCUUCUGGGGGUGGAUACCCUCCUCCAUAUGCACAACAAAAUAUGCCUUAUUAUGGAGCAGGAGCACCAGAAAAUAACAGUUUUAACGCACCUGAAAACUUUGGCUUCAGUGAUAAAACUAUACGUAAAAACUUCAUAUGUAAAGUCUAUAGUAUUCUGAUGUGUCAGUUACUUGUCACAUUAUUUUUUGUAGCUAUGGCAACUUUUCAUACGGACACUAAAAAUUAUAUUAAAGCACAUCCAGGGCUCAGUAUCAUCGCAAUUAUCAUUACUUUUGGUACUUUAAUUGCGCUCGCUUGCUGUGAAAAUUUACGCCGCAAAAGUCCUACCAACUUUAUUCUAUUGUUUGUAUUCACCUUAGCUGAAUCAUUUUUAUUAGCAGUAUCUGUGUCACGUUACUAUCCAGAUCAAGUGAUGUUGGCUCUUGGCUUAACUACAUUGAUAUGUUUUGCUCUUACAAUAUUUGCUUUUCAGACUAAAAUAGAUUUUACAGUAAUGGGUGGUUUUUUAACAGUAGCUGUUAUAAUUUUACUGGUUGCAUCUAUUGUUGCUAUAUUUUUCCCUGGUAAAUUGAUGACACUCAUAAUUGCAUCUGCGGGGGCUAUCAUAUUUUCCUUAUAUCUUAUUUAUGACACCCAAAUGAUGGUUGGUGGUGAUCAUAAGUAUUCAAUCUCUCCAGAAGAAUAUAUAUUUGCAGCAUUAACCAUCUAUGUAGAUAUUAUAAACAUUUUUAUGUAUAUAUUAGCCAUUAUUGGAGCUUCAGGUGAUGAUUAAAAAUUGUAUGUCUAAAGAUUAUUUAUAAAAAUAAUAAAAUUGUUGAUUGUUUAUUUAAAAUUAAGUGAUGUAGAUUAUUAUUCCUUUUAGCUUUAAUUUUUCUGAUUAAAUAUAGUUAUUCUGUUUUGUGUUGAGUGAAUCAGUUUUAAUAAUAUUUACUCAUUUAUCCUCACUAAAUAUUUAU